Molecule: messenger RNA, 9484 nt
Organism: Pipra filicauda (Wire-tailed manakin)
Lineage: Eukaryota; Metazoa; Chordata; Aves; Passeriformes; Pipridae
Gene: MOS
Product: MOS proto-oncogene, serine/threonine kinase
Exons: 1
Coding region: 4032-5081 (349 amino acids)
Biological process (GO): protein phosphorylation
Molecular function (GO): ATP binding; protein kinase activity
Source: RefSeq, a predicted model, not a curated record
AAAAAAAAAAAAAAAAAAAAAGUAGUUAAUCAGUGGCCUAUCUUCAGAGAAAGCCUUGUAGGGACUGGCUUCAGAUAAUGGUAUCACUUACACCUGUGCAAUUGAUAAUAUCAGAACUCCUUUCAGGCAACUCUGAAUAUCAUUUGAGAUCUAUGAGUUGUGACUGGAAGCAACGCUUGGACCAUGAAACACUGUGUGUGUAAGGAGAAUGUAGGUUCAUCAUCAAAUCCCAAACUGAGAUCACAGGGACUGACAGUAAAUGGAGGAAAAAGAAAACUUUUAUUUGAAACAGAGAAGAAAACCUCUCAGAAGUCACUAAGGAACAGGCAAAGGAACUGUCUUGCUUUUAGUAGGACUGUAAUUUAAGUCCUGAAGAGCUACAUUUGGCUCCUUUAGCAAGAUUACAAAGUACCUUAUUAGAAACACAAUGUAUUGUAAAGCAGGUCUUAGGAGCCUCUGGACGGCCAAGCCUUCAAGGGUUUGUUAUAUGGUACACCAACCAAAUGUACAAAGAAAUAAAGUAAUGAUUAUGGAGAAGGAUAUAUAUUCUUAAACUCUCUGAAAACAGUUCCAAUUCCCAGUUCUGUCCUUCGCCUGUUUUAGACAAAACUUUGGCUGUUAACCACAAGAGUAAUGCACCUCGAUCAAAAUGAAACUCCGAUUUUUGGUAUGUGUCCUGUGUUACAUCCAUAUCAGCCCUUUAAAAAGGGCCCUUGGUGUUGGGCCUGACUUCUCCCGUCCAAUGACCAGACAAACAGCAGUAGUAACUAAUGACAGCAAACGAAGAGCUUCUAUAUUCCUGAUAAACAAGUGAAAUAUGAAUGGAGGAACUGAGCUAGACUGAUUCUGUAUACCUUCCCAGCCAGAAGCACAGAUUAGGCUGGGCAGCUAUUGCAACACUGGAUGCACAGGUAUGUUUUACUUGCAGAAAUACACAAGCUUGGAACAAAGUCAUUGCUGCUGCAGGUUAUUGUAGCUGCGACAUAUUGCAGCCCACGGGACACAGACUGUGUGUUUCCCUCUUGUCACUUGUAAAAGUUCCUGUUGCAUUUUCUGCUGAUGACUUCUGGUUCCUACAGCUUCCUUUUUCCUUGUGGAAAUAGCAGUGCAGUGGGAACAGUGUGGUUGGAGGUUGCUGUGGGUUCCCCGGGGAAGAGCAGCUGGUAGGGAAGGGGCAGCUUGUCCCCAGCAGCUGGUCCCUAGGCCUUGCUGUGUUUCCCUAUUCCAGCCUGUGGUAAUGCUGGAGCUAAACGAGGCUGUGAAGCAUGGCAAGGAUGUCAUACAGCAGUUGUGUCUCCUGUGAUGUCACUGGGCCAAGUCAUUAAUGGAUUAGAGGAAAAUAGUCUUUAUUCUUAAUAAAAGCCUCCUUGCAUUUUAAUCUGAUUUGUGUUCACAUUGAAAGACACUGGAUGUUCCCUUGCUUUGGUCCACAGCAACAAGUCUGAGACAAGACAGUAAGUUACAUUAAGACAGUUCCUGUUCAAAAAUUCAGUGUAUUCCCCGAGAACAAUACAACGUGUCUGCCAUGACAGGGGCAAAACAGAAAGGUUUCUAGCAGAAAAGGGUAACAGGAAAAUUAUCAACAAAGGGACAACUGAAAGAAGUGGACAUAAAGUUUGGAAAUCGUAAUAUGGAAGGUCUAGUAUACCCUUCUGAAUGACAUUUCAAUCAAAGAAAUUUGGAAACAACCCUAAUUCUAACCCUCUGUUUUAUGAACAUAAAUUUUACUGCUGUGUUCUGUAGCAUUCUGAAUCAUCAGAUAUGCUGCUAUAGUUGUCAGCUUAACAGGUCUCUUCAUCCAUGCAUCCUUCUACCUGUGCCUCUCCCACAACCAGCUUGCCCUUUGAACUUCACUGCCAGCUUAACCUGGUGAAAACAGGCUUAAGUUCUUGGACAAUUCAGAGCAGAAAUGUCUUUCUGGUGCUUUUAUAUGCUAUUUGGCAGAGAAGCCCAUUGAAGAACUGGAGCCCUAAUAGUAUUCAGAAAACAGGCAUAAAAAUCUCUCCUCUCUUCCAUAUAGUUUCAUCAGCUUUCUGCAGCUUUAUGUUUCCAUCACAGCUCACCUGCAUAGAAAACAUUCUCUGCAAAGAUUGGAAGUGAAGACUUUUAUUUACAAGUAUAACAUCACAGUGCUGCUCAGAAAAGGAAAGUAAAUACACUAAAGAUCCUCUGGUCCUCCCCCCACCCCCAAACAACCCUGUGUAACUGAUGUUGAGCAGUGCUUCAAACCAGAGAGCUGCUCCAAGGAGCAGGCAGCAACAGGGGAUUACCUGGCUGGCUUGUACUGUACAAAGAAAGCUCACAGGGUUUGAUAGCACCUGAGGGGUCCAGGGGCCUCUUGAACUGUUAGAGUCUCUUCUGGGAGGGGCCAGGAAAGAAGAGCCUUGUGCUGUCAACCAGUCUCAUCUGCAGGAACUGUCGUACCCAGGGCCACUGAGAGGCCUUUUGCCAUGCUUAAGUCUUUGCACUCUCCCUUGGUAACAACUCCUGUUAGCACCUGUUUAUAAGUUCUUUCACUGCCUGUCUGUCUCACACACUGCCAGGUGAUAACCCAAAUUUCCCAUUCACGCUCAUCUCUGAUCCAAGCUUGCUUCCCUGUGAAUUGCUGUGACAAAUUUCUCCUGAUAGUCUCAGUACUGGGGAAGAUCUCCAUCACUGAUUUGCUACAGAAUGAAUUCACCCUCUAGAGUUCAAGUAGGAUCAGAAGAUGCCUUUUGGACAUCAGGUUUGCCUGUUGAGGUGAGCAACUGAAUCCAUCUCAAAGUGGAGAACACUCCAGUUCUGCUUGAACAUGUUCUGAGUACCCCUGAAACCUCCCCCGGUGACCUGUGCUGCAUCUUAUCCAGAGAAGCAAAAGAAAGAAAACAGAAAAUACCAGGAAGACUCUGCAGGAACUGCCUGCAGAACCAGUACUGCCCAGAGGUAAAUUCUGGAGAAACAGGCACUGCUAAUCUUUGAGGUCCCAUGGCAGGAUCCACACCAACAAAGCUGACAUCCAGAGGAAGGUUCUGAAGGGUGAGGAGGUGGGAAAUGAGGCCCAGUCUUUCCAAGAUGCUUGUCAACAUGUACAGAAAGUUACUUACUAGAAUAUUCAAAAGCCCUUAGCUGUAUAGGUUCCAUAAGUGUGCUCUGAUACCUGGGCAGUACAGCAGGUACCGAACACUAUGGCAGUUAGAAUGACCACUGUGAAUAUGUGAAAGCAGGGUCAAAAUUCCAAAAGCCCCUGUGAAGAAACACCAAGGCGAAAUUACAUUUUUUUUUUAUUUCUGCCAGAACAGCUCUGUAAAUUCAGCAGUAAGUUUUCAAAGGAGGAUCCAGAAAUAAAAUACACACCUCUAGUAACUGCAUGGAGUGUGAUGGGAAGAUUACCAAGUACUUAUAUAUAAUUCUAGUUACUAUAUCCAAAGGAUGAUAUGGAGCAAUCAUUUGUAUUUAUGCUGCUAUUAAGGUUGCUGUCCUGCAUGGGCAGAACUGAGCAGCCAAACCAGUCCCUUUGUCCCAGUCAUGUUGAAGUGGUAGGUUUCUACAAACGCACUUUUAUAUUUAGUUAUGCCUGCUGUAGCCUCAUCAAACGUUAGCACUCACCAUUUCAGUUACUUCCACUGACAAAGACUUUGAGCUGUUUAAUGCACCUGAUGCUGAUCAUUCCUGCCUGGAGCCAUGGUGAAAUGCAUUCACUAGUCACUGCUUUAUUAACUCCUGAGGCAUUUUACUAGAGGCAUUCAGUGGGCAGAACAUCUUUCUUUUUGAGAUUAGAAAUGAUGUGAAAUACUUAUGAGUUAUUAACUUUUUAGCUUUAAAUCCGUUUGCUUUGACUUUCUAGAGAUUUGCUUCAGGGUUGGAGAAGAAUGUUUCCAGGUGAGACAGAUUUGGUUCAGCUAGUUGAGACAGAUGCAGCUCAUUUGGGGGUGGGAGGGAGAAUGGUGAAGGGAGGAUAAAAGGCUUUGGAAGGCACUGUAGAGUCCUUUCUGUUGGGGAAAUUUUUCUAGUCUUCUGUCUUAUUAACUGCCUCUGGUUUUCUCCAUCUUAUUAUGCCAUCACCUAUUCCUCUUAAUUGUUUCCUUUCUUUUGAGUAUUCCCCAUCUGCAGAUUUGCGCCCCUGCAGCAGCCCUUUAGUUAUCCCUGGCAAAGACAGCAAAAGCUUUUUGGGGGGAACUCCUUCAGUCAGGACUCGCCGCUUGCCUCCACGCCUGGCCUGGUGCUCCAUUGACUGGGAGCAACUCUGCCUCCUGCAGCCCAUAGGCUCUGGGGGCUUUGGUUCUGUCUACAAAGCUACCUACCGUGGUACAACCGUGGCUGUAAAGCAGGUGAAGAAAAGCAGCAAAAACCGGCUGGCAUCGCGACAGAGCUUCUGGGCUGAGCUGAACGUAGCCUGGCUACAGCAUGAUAAUGUGGUACGUGUGGUGGCUGCCAGCACGUGUGCCCCAGCCAGCGAGAACAGCCUGGGCACCAUCAUUAUGGAGUAUGUGGGCAGCAUCACCCUGCACCAUGUGAUUUAUGGCACUGGUGAUACGUGGAGACAGGGUGAGGAUGAUGAAGGAGGAUGUGGAAGGAAGGCCCUGAGCAUGGAAGAGACUGUGUGCUAUUCUUGUGACAUCAUGACUGGCUUAGCCUUUCUCCACUCACAGGACAUUGUGCACUUGGACCUGAAGCCUGCAAACAUCUUUAUCACUGAGCAGGGAGUGUGCAAGAUUGGAGACUUUGGGUGCUCCCAGAAACUGGAGGAGGGCUUGUCCCACAGCCCCCAUGUUUGCCAGCAAGGGGGCACAUACACACACCGUGCCCCUGAGCUCCUCAAGGGGGAGAGGGUCACUGCCAAAGCAGACAUCUACUCGUUUGCCAUCACUCUCUGGCAAAUUGUCAUGCGGGAGCAGCCCUACCUGGGAGAGCGGCAGCACGUGCUCUAUGCUGUGGUAGCCUACAACUUACGCCCUUCACUGGCUGCUGCUAUUUUCCACGAGUCACCACUGGGCCAGAAACUCCAAAGUAUUAUUAGCUGCUGCUGGAAGGCCAAUGUAGAGGAGCGCCUGAGUGCAGCCCAGCUGCUUCCCAGCCUCAGGGCCCUCAAACAGAGUCUCUAGGAAAACUCGGGACACUUUAAAUUUAUUUUGUCAACUUUUCUUUUCCUUAACCCUUUCUCUGAACAUAAUUAAUUUAGCCCCUGUGUGUUCUAAAGGUUUUGUUGCUGGUUUGUUAUACUAAAAAAAAAACACCACCAAACUGUUUUGAUAUAAAAAGACUAUAAAUAAAGAGAUUUAAUAAAACUGUGGGCUUUUACCUUGGGAGGGAAUAGACACAAGGAUCAAGACACUGGCAGAUACAACUUCUUCAGGCUGAUCUGUUCUGUGCUGUCUUGCUCAGGGAGAAACUGGGGAAUGUGAUGUGCAAAAAAAAAUAGUUGGUUUUAAGUAAGUGAAGUACAAAAAAAGGGGCUAAGGAGCUGCUUUUGGAAGGUUCUUUAUACCUAAUACCUUUCGGUAUUUUCAAAAUGUCAGAUAUGAAUAGUUCCUCACUAGCUUGGGUUGUGCAUUUGAGCUUUUCCUCUCCAUUUACCAAGGAAUGAGUAUGUAUCGCAAAUCAGAAAAAUAAAUACAGAGUGUCAGUGGGGUUUUUUUUCCCUUGUUCUUGGAUGUACUUAAUUCCAGUAAGUAUGCUGGUUUUGAUAUGGAAAAUGUGAACUGAUGAUAUACAUCUUGAAAUAAGGAAACUUUUUGCCAGUCUAAGGCUAUUAAGAGUAAGAAGAUACAUUAACAACCUGUACUUUUAUAAGACCUCCCUGCUACGAGGGAGGUGUUAGUUGCAACUUGCUAGCUGGAACACUGCAAACUUUAAUAUCUGAAGCAUUUUAAGAGCAUCUUGUGCAGAGCAGAAAGUUACCAAGUUUUUGAGGUACAGGGUGAGUUAGAAAAAUAAAAAAAUCGGGGAAAAAAUUAUUGGUCAAAGGAGGAUUAUUUGUGCUUCAUAAUGCAUGGGUCAGUAUUAGACAAGAUACUGGAAGUACUGUAAAGAAAGUUUGCUUAAAGCAGUAAUAAUGAUACUCUGCUGGUACUCAAAGUGUUUGCCGUUGGACUAUCCUCUGCACUGCUUAUGUCUUAUCUACUAUCUUUCCUAAUCUGGCUGUAAUGUGUCUGGGAAAGGAAGUGCUGUAGGCAAUGCAGAUGACAAAGAGCUCUGAUCCAUGAUUUAUCAGAACUGAUAAUUGUACAUCUGAGCCCUUAUCAGAGGCCAACUGCUGUAGCUGAUAUUGUCAUUCUGCUCAAAGACUCUGCUUCUUUUUAAGACAGGAGAAAGAGUGAUGUUUCAGUCAAAUUGUUUUUCUUCUUUACCCUUCCUCCCCCUUGCUUCCAUUCUGGAAAAAAAAAAUCCCCAAGGAAUUGAGCCAGUUUCCUGAUUUCUGACACACAUCUGUUCUUAGCCCCGUGAAAUCCUGGAAAUGAGCAACUAUGUGAAUUUGAGAUGAUUCUGUAGGUCUUUAUGGUAUUUGGGUUGGUAAUUGAAAUUAAUGGUUUAUAAAGCAUAUCUAAGCUUAACUAUUUCUUGGUCUUCCGUCCCCCUUAAGCGGAACUGUAAAAUGCUGGCUGGAAUCAAAAAACCUAAGGUGAAUCCUGGAAAAUAUUUUCCAUGUUUUCUCUGUCAAAAUAAUUAUGCUAUAGAACCAGAACUUUUUUUGUGUGUGUAGCAUAACUUACUUUAAUAAAGAAGAUAUCUUAAAGAAGUUAUUAUGAUAAGUCAGUUACCUUUUGAAAUGAUUAGCUGAGGGCAUCUAAGAUAAAAUAUUAGAUAAAGCCAAUUGACAUGCCUUAUCUUAACAUCAAGCCUUAAAUAAAAGUGCUUCUCCAGUUUUCAAAAGUAUAUAAUAAAAAAUGGAAUUGAAGUUUGUUAGUAGUUCCUGGAUGCUUAUGUGUUGUAUUUAUUUUGCCAAUCUAGGUAGCUGGUUGCUUAUACUGCUAGAAAACUGCUAUUUUUUUCCUUAAUGAUCCUUCAGCAUCAACAAGUGCUACUUGAGUCUCUGUGAAAAAUCAAGCACCCUUCAAAUUCUCUGUUGUACUUGACAGAAUGAUAGUGGAUGGCCAAGACCUACUCUUGAAGUAUAAUCAGCUCUGCAGAUGUCUGUCAGUUUUUCAGGGUUCUCUUUUGAUAGCGAGUGAGAGAGAACUCUGCACAGCAUUCAAGAUGUAGGCACAUCAUACUCUGCUGUAAUAAGGAUGGUCUCUAGUUUUUAGUAACUUCUAAGGUUUGAUUUGCUUUGAGGAUUUUUUGAUUGCUAUUGAGCUCUGAGUUAAUACUAAUCAAGAAACAUCUCAACCCUAAUAGCUCAGAAUCCCUGGUUCUAUGUGAUGAGGAUAAUUUUGCCUGCUUGCUUCACUUUAUAUGCAUAUACCUUGAAUUUCUUUCUACCAGUUUGUAGUUGGCCCUUGUAAUUAACAUCCAAAAUAACUCCACCAUCAAAAAAUUUGUUUAUCUUAUGGGUCACUCUCUUGCACUUCAUUUAUGGAUGUACUGGGCAGCACAGGAUCCCCUGAAACACCAGUGGACACCUUCUCUAGCUGAGAGAACUGACACUUUACUUUUUACCCCCGUGCCUAUCUUUUGACUUAACCAGUGCAGGAUUUUCUCUCCUAAAUGUGGCUGCUUAAUACCUUUCAAAAGUUUGCAGUGAAGGAUUUUUCAAAUACCUUUGGAAACCCUAAGGGAACAUAUCAAUCAGUGCUUUAUCUGCAUGCUGUCAGCGCUCCUAAAGAAUUCUAAUACAAUCCUACACAAUUGUGAAGUGCAACUCCUUCCAGCCAAAGCAAUAUUGGCUCCUUCUAAACAAAUCAGGUCUAUGUGUCUUUUAUUUCCUUUAAUAUAGGAUCUGCUAUGUAUCUUAUACAGAUGUCAAUCAUGUAAUCAGAAAACUUAUUUUUUAAAGACUUCCUUGGGAUAUGAUCCUGAAGAGGAGGGGCCAAGGACAGCUGGUUGGUUUUAAAAGAUUGCCUUUUACAAACUCAAGAUUCAGUCCUCAUAAACAGGAAAUCAGGCAAAGGUGGCAGGAUGCCCCCAGGGAUAAAAAAGGAGCUCCUGAUUAAACUCAAAUGUAAAUAAUAAAUAUGCAAGAGUUGAGAGACCAGUGGGGAGUCUGAAGCAAGGAAGACUUACUGUUGGUAAAGAAGGAUGAGGUUAGGGAACAUUUAAACAAGACUUACAGAAGUUCAGAGGACCUGAUGGGAUGCACUCACAAAUGCUGACAGAGCUUGCCAGUGUCACUGUGGGGCAACUCUUGACUACCUUUGAAAGGUCGUGUGGUCAGGAGAGAUUCCUGAGGUCUGGAAGAAAACAAAUCUAACUCAUGUCUGCAAGAUGGCCAAAAAGGAGGAUGUAGAAAAUUACAAGCCAGUCAGCCUCACCUAAAUCCCUGGGAAACUGGUGGAAUGCACCAUUCUGGAAAUCAUUGCCAAAUAAAUGAAGGACAAAAAGGUGUUUCGGGGAUCAUAGGGGAUUUGUCAAGAGGAAAUCAUGUUUGAUCAACUUAGGAGCCUUCUGCAGUGAGAUUACUGGCUGCUAGAGAGCAGUGGUUGUUGCUUAUCUUGACUUUAGGUUUUGAUGCUGUUUCCCAUUACAUUCUCAUAAAGAAACUGAUGAAGCACUGACUAGAUAGUGGAAACUGAAAAUUAGCUGAGCCACUGGGCUCAGUGUUGUGAUCAAUGGCAUGAAGUCCAGUGGGAGACCAGUCACUAGUGGUGUAUCCCAGAGAUCAAUACUGGACACAGUGCAGGUUAACACCUCCAUUAAAGCCUUGGAUGAUGGGAUGGUGCACCCUCUGCAAGUUUGCAGUUGAUACAGAAUUGGAUGGAGCAGUCAAUACCUUGGAUGGUUGUGCUGGUGUUCAGAGAGAUCUUACCAAGCUGGAGAAAUUAGCUGAUGGGAACCGAUGCAGGGGGCUGGGGGCCAACCGCUUGGAAAGAAGCUUUGCAGGGACCUGGAGCUGCUGGCAGACACCAGGUUGAACAUGAGCAAGCAAUGCGCCCUUGUGGCAAAGGCGGCCAACAGCAUCUGUGGUGCAUUCCAAAGGGUGGUGCCAGCUCUUCUGGAGCGCUGCUACAAGAGGUUAUUCCCCGCUGUUCACUCAGCCCUGGUGAGACGCGUGGAGCUCUCUGGUCAGCUCAGGAUUCUGCCAGAACAAGAAAGUCAUGGCUGUACUGGACCAGGAGUGCAGCAAAGGGCCAUUAAGUUGAUUACAGGAAUUUUAUCUUCUGUCUUAAUCUUCAUGCUCUUACUUAAGGUUUAGUGUCUUUGGUUCCCAAAUAGAAAUAUCGACAGACAUUUCAAAAUAGGUUUUGAAAAAAGAAGCAUAAGCUACAAUUCUGAUGCUACUCUCUUUAUUUGGAGGUGGGGUGGAGUAUUGCAGGUAAACAUAUUUGAUAAUUAAGUGGGGAACCUUUAUCUGUUUCUCUUUUACAGAGCUUCUGGCUUCCCAUCAACCAGAAGCUUCUGUAACCCUGGU